AUGGCGGUAGAUUUUGUCACCGACCUCCCUGACUCGGGACGAUAUAAAACACCAUCCUUGUGGCAAUCGACUGGUUUUCAAAGGCGUUACCCACGGCCUUGGAGACUACUGGCCACUACUAAGACUCAGGAGUCACCUCCAGUAUCUGUGACAUCUUCAGAAAGGUCAACAAAGGCUACAGAGAUGUCCCAAACUAAACAGGAGUCCACAAAGAAGAAGCAGGGUGGAGCGAGGAAAAUCUCCAGACGGUGUUUCCAGAAGAAGAGCAAGAUGUCUGCUUCAGCAUCUGUGAAAACCUCAGAAAGGUCAACAAAGGCUACAAAGACGUCCCAAACUAAACAGGUGUCCACAAAGAAGAAGCAGGGUGGAGCGAGGAAAAUCUCCAGACGGUGUUUCCAGAAGAAGAGCAAGACGUCUGCUUCAGCAUCUGUGAAAACCUCAGAAAGCACCAACAGGUCAACAAAGGCUACAAAGAUGUCCCAAACUAAACAGGAGUCCACAAAGAAGAAGCAGGGUGGAGCGAGGAAAAUCUCCAGACGGUGUUUCCAGAAGAAGAGCAAGAUGUCUGCUUCAGCAUCUGUGAAAACCUCAGAAAGCACUAUCAGCUCAACAAAGGCUACAGAGAUGUCCCAAACUAAACAGGAGUCCACAAAGAAGAAGCAAGGUGGAGCGAGGAAAAUCUCCAGAUGGCAUUUCUGGAAGAAGAGCAAGACGUCUGCUUCAGUAUCUGUGAAGACCUCAGAAAGCACUAUCAGCUCAACAACGGCUACAGAGACGCCCAAAUCUAGUGAGGAGUCCACAAAGAAGAAGCAGGGUCGAGCAAGGAAAAUCUCCAGAUGGUGUUUCUGGAGGAAGAAGAAUAAGGUGCAUCCUAUGGCAUUUACAGAAAGCACCUCAGAAUCUUCAGAAGAGACCCCUCGAAUGGUCUUACUGAAACUGUUAGCAGGGUCCACCCCAGGGAAAAACCCGAAGGCAAACAUGAAGACCACAGCCAGCAGCACAAAGAAAAAUGCAGAAAGGAAGGAGGCCAGUGUGAAGCCAAAACCCUCAGGGAUGAAACCUAAAGAAGUGAAAAAGGCUGAGGUGCAGCCAAAUUUACAAAAUUUGGUGAUGAUCACUGCACUCACGACGGAUAAGAAGAACACAACACCUCGUGAGCAAGCAAAGAAGACUGCAGCAAAGACAGAGACAAAAAACAGGGUUAAUACACAAAAAGGUAAAACAGCGAAGAUCAGCAUGAAGCCAACCGAUAAACUCCCGACGGACAAAGAGCACCGUAUUCCGACAGAUUUAAAAAGGUCAUUUCAGACCAGUGUAAAGAGCAAGGUAAUGGAGGAUAAGAAGAAGGUGAUGCUUCAUGAGCAUGAAAGGCAGUUGGAAAGAAUGGCCCAGUACUACUGGCAGAGUGAAAUGGAAAAGUUCCUCCAGGAAAUGAAAGAGUUGGCUUUAGACGUGCAACAGGAGAAAAGGAUAACAGACCCAGAUGCAUUCAGGUGA
Messenger RNA from Hemibagrus wyckioides, 1497 nucleotides. RefSeq names its product pneumococcal serine-rich repeat protein-like. The transcript is spliced from 13 exons. The record is from RefSeq and is a predicted model, not a curated record. NCBI's taxonomy places the organism in Eukaryota, Metazoa, Chordata, Actinopteri, Siluriformes, Bagridae. Bases 1 to 1497 code for a protein of 498 amino acids.